Molecule: messenger RNA, 17715 nt
Organism: Spirometra erinaceieuropaei
Lineage: Eukaryota; Metazoa; Platyhelminthes; Cestoda; Diphyllobothriidea; Diphyllobothriidae
Source: the annotation of a GenBank genome assembly
AUGCACAGUCAGCGUUUACCUCUGAACUUAUGUUGUCGCAAUUGUGUAUACCCUAGAGAGCCUUCAGUUAAGCGAGCACUGGUACCGGAUGAUAAAGUGCGUUGGGACGUAGUGUGGACAGAUUAUGCGCCUUUUAUUUACACGAGUACCAAGAUACUUCAGUCGCCCCAUGCCGAUCCAGAUUUCGGGUGAGAGCAGAGCUUUAGCGUGCUCUGAAUGAUGUUUUUUAUGUCGCUCUGCGAAAUAGCGCAACUCCCCUGGCAUUUUUUCUAGGCUUGGUAAUUUCGCGGUGUCUCGCAAAUAUCUUAGCCAAAUUGCUUUACAGGCUGGCUUUAAAAUGAAGCCAAGUAAUGGAAAAUAACCUUUCCAAAUACUCUGGUUCCUUUAAAAGCGUCCGUUGUCUAGGUCCUAUCGAUAUGCUCCUGCUGCUGCAGCGCGGUUAACCGGAGGCCAUAUGUGUGCAUGUCUUCCCUGCCAGCACCUGGCCCCUCUUGAUAAGGGGCCAAGAAGCGGUUUGAACGGAGUUAGCCCCCCUCCCCCACAGUUUUUCCUAGUUAAUGCCAACUGGCAGGGUUGCCACGAGGAUAACGGCGGCCAGAUUUAAGAAUUUCGAGCACUGUUUUACUUUAGUCAAUUAAUAUGAAAGGCAGCAGGUUGUGGCACUAUCGUAUUUGAUUUUGCAACUAUAUUUAAGGCGGCAGUUUUUACUAUCUUUGUCGCCGAAAUCUUGCUGUUUAUUUUGCUUAAAUAAACGUGACGUCACAUUUUUCGUGGCUUUAGUCCGGUGAUAUAAUGUCAUCGUUAGGCGUAUAAUGUGAACGAAAUUUAUAUUCCUUGCCAUCCAAAACUAGGUGAGAUAUGUUGUUCGUUGUUAACUGCUGUUGACGACUGUGGCAUUUUCCGACGAAGUCGGAGUGGCUCAAAAUAUUGAGAGGUGCAGAUCGUCAGCAGCCGAAAAAAAUCUACCAGGAUCCAGGGCAGUUUCAUUCCAAACUUCCCCCGCUAAAGGUGUCUCGUUUCUGUUCGCUUGGGAAAUUAAGUGGCGACACCCGUGUUUAUUUUCCCCGAAUGGAUUUGCAAAUGUUUCCUUCUGACCUAGUCAGCAAAUAACAAAGGGAAGAGUGUGUAGUCUAUCUGAUACCGGAAGAAUUAUUUUCAGAUACUGAGCGCAAUGCUUUACAUCUAUGGGUAAUUGGUCGUGAUGCGAUUCACUGAUUCUUGUAAAGGUUUACUGAGAUUGACUGACUUUUCCAAGUAAGUAGCGAAGUCUCUCCUAAUUUAUAUUCUCCUGUUUUUGCCUGUCAUCAUUAUUUUCAACCAACUAUUGUACACUUGUCGGACUUUUCCCACGUAGUUUCCUUAGUAUAUUACGCUACUUAUUUUGUUUUUUUUAUCCUGAAUUUUCCAUCUCAACCCCUCCUUCAUUUUAGGGCAACCGGCUUUAAAAACCUCAAAUUUAACUCUGUUGACGGACUGCUUAAUCGUACCAGCCAUCUUGGCAAAUACGCCCUUGAUGGGCAUGGUCUUCCUUUGAACCCUUGUGGUCGAACCGGCAUCCAAGGUCGUGGGUGUUUGCGAUAUUGGGGACCUAAUCAUGCCGCUGACCCUAUAGUUUCUAGGUGCGUCAAGCCCAAAGCGUCUCAUUUAGGCUGUUUUUUGUUAUGCUUCUGUAUGUGGGAAUUUAUGUGCAGAAACACAUGUGACCAUUUCUCGUAGUCGCCUCUUGCGACUGGGUUAAUGAGCCAUUGGAGAUGUUAGAUAGAAGAGUUUUUAGACGGUAUUGUCCUCUGAAUUUUCACCUAUAAAUCGCUAGAAUUUGUGCUUCUUGCACAAAUUCUUGACAAAGUUCUAAACCCCUGCUCAUUCAUAAAGUAGCAUGUAGAGUUCUUAUAAUGGAACUGUCAACAACAAUGUUUGAAGUAAUACGUAUCCCCCGAUCCCAUGACUAGCUAAUGUAUUUGAAUAUAGGCGUACCCAAUCAUACUUAUCUCCCGUUAUAACAUUAUUUGCCCCAAGAUGGGAGGCCGAUUUGGGGUCUAGGAAACCUUUCUUAAUCAAGGUGGAUUUUUAUUUGAAAAGUACAAUGAUAUGACUAGCUAUCACUUACAACCUGGAAUUUGAGGUGCAAUUGUGGUGAAGUGCAUGCGACUAUUUGACCCUAUAACCUCUUAUUAAUAAUUUUAUGAGCUGUUGGAGCAUUAAAUCAAAACGAUUUUAGAAUAUAAAAUAGGUGGUACUGGUGGCUAAAUUUUUAUCUGUAGAUCACUAGAAUAGGUACUUUUUCAUCGGAUGUUUGACAGAUUUCCUAAUCCGUGUUCGCUCAUAAAAUAAUGUGUAGAGUUCUCACAAUGAAACUGACAUUGUCGAUGUUAAAAGGAAUAUGUCUCAUCCGACUAUAUCGUUACCUAGGGUAUUUGAAUACAUACUUAUUUAAGCAUAUUUAUUUCUCUUGCACUUUAUUUACUACCAGAUGGAAGGUCGAUGCAGCAGGCAAAAGGUGCCAAACACCGGUCCUUCAGUUUGUGAGCAUUCUUCGACAAAACGGCCAAUGGGCUUUUCCUGGGGUGAGCUGUGAUUCCGUGAAUUAUACAACUGUUGGGCCAGUAAGGGGAACUUUGCAUCAGACUGAAAAAAACCUACCUUAUGCAUGUCUCUGCUUCUAAACUCUUUUUGGUACUGUAUGUGCAUGCGAUCCCGGAUAUCUUUGAAACCCUUGUGCCAGCGAUUCUUGCGUAUCUUCGAUUACGUACUGUCACUUAGGACGUGGCGGCAGUUUAAACGUUAGGUACUGAUUUGCCGUCGGCAUUAUAGGUAGGAAAGAUAAUAAACUUUGUUGGGUAAAAAAGUGAAACCGGUCUGCCCAAGAGCCAAAAGGAGAUGAUGGACGUCAUUUCGAAGGGUUCAAGCGGCUAACUGCUGAAUACCGGAAACCGGCAAAGUAUAUAGCUAUCAGAUGUUUGCCACCAUAGUCCCGGACUAGGAAGUGGACUCACCCAGCAAGUCGCACGCAGGGAUAUCGAUCAUUCAGACAACCAGUCGACGCCCCUAUGGAAGCUUAUCGUGUAACGAGAAUUCAUGAGAUCUGUAGUCAGGUGGGUGUUUAUGCACCUGUUUCCUGCAUAUGUGGAUUUCACCCUUCCAUAAGUAAACGAAGAAUUUAUUUGAGUCAAACGAUGACACCGUAUAGAAGAUACGAGAACUCUAAACGACGCAUGAGAUGGACGCAACUGUCUAGUUUACUACUCUAUUUUAUGGGCUCGCCACUCAGUUAAAACCUUGCCAGUAAAUACUUAAAUGGCGUGGCAUCGACUCAAUGACAUCAUCCAAAACCGACCAACUGAUUUUGCGUAUUCGGCAGCAACCAACCUCUCCGUUUCCGAAUAGUGUAUUUGAGAAUACUAUCUCAGGUGGACUUUUGUCAAAGUCGUAAAGAUUGCCAGGCCCUGACUCAGAAACAAUACCCACCUUGUACCCUCACCCGCACUUUCCUUUUCAAGUACACAGAACAGCUUUGCGGCCUUUCAUACAGGAGCGGCAGAAAGUGCUUAAGAAGCGCCUGCUAUCUGCUGCCAAGUCGAUCUUCGCACCUUUACUCCGGGUAGGAGUAUGACCGGCUUACGGGUUCCGCGCUAGGCUAAUUUCCUAUGGAGAGCAAUCGGAUACUGUGGAUCACAUGGUUCGUAGUCGACCGUUGAACAUAAUAUCAGACUUUCGUUCUUUGCCGACCGUCAUUAGACGCAGAACGGUCGGGAGUUACUACGUUUAGAUCCUCUGUCAUGACGCUCUUCGCCUCAUGAUAGUGAGCGCAGUAGGACAUAUUUGAUUAGUGGAAACGACCCUGUCGGCUUCUAUAGUUGCCACGUCUCUAACCCCUCGAAAACUGCAAUUCAGUGGCGUGUUAAAUAGGCAGUUUUGGUGUUGUAACGAGUCCUUUCUUGAAAAGAGCAUCAAAAUGUACUCCCAGGGAACUAAAGGUUACGCGUUUUCGUCAAGCGCCAUGAGUAAGAUGUUAGGGAUUAAGGAAACACUUCUUGAAGAAACUACUCACUUCAGUCUUACAUCAUCGCCCGAUCUGGCUGCAUCAGUGAAUAUCACUUCUAAUUGACUUUAAGUAGUCCUAAUCUCAGCUUCAGAACGUGGCUAUGUACUGAAACCGUUAGAGACUUCAUUUUAGUACUCAUCUUGACCCCUGUUAAGCUCUAGCCUGAAGCUAGGAUCUGAAGAAAAUGUGCAAAAAUAGCCACUCUCGUCUCCCACCUUCUUGACAUUUAAGUCUCAGCAGGAAAUGAUAUACCGAUUUAUGAAACUGCACAGGCUACGUUUGGAGUUGUAAAAUGUUAUUAACCUCGAUGUUCCUCACUUAUCUGUUUGCGUCAACUCCAAUAGCUAACCAUGCAGAACCAAGGCUUUCGAUUGGUUGUCCUUUCGGCUUGAUAAUACAGGUCGGAAGCUGCAAUUCCUAAAAAGUGGAAAACGCCGUACCUUUUAGAGUGACGAAUUGCAUCCACCGGAAGAGCAUAUUGCAUAUACAACGUGUUAAGCUCAACGGCCAUCACAGACGGAGAAAUCGAUUCCAUAGGCUAGUCACACGUUUUAUCUGCCUGUGUCAACUGCGGAUUACUCACUGAUCUCCGAGUUGACACUGCCUCUGUUUCUGGCCUGCAGGCCGCGCGUGAGCUACGAGCUCUGUUUUUCGAUGAAAGUAAAUAAAAUGAAACAGAAUUGUCUGGUCGUCAAAUAAACAAAGCAUCUUUACAUUAGCUUGACUGUUAUUUUGCCAAGGCAGAACCUGGAAGCUUGGCGGAAUGAAAGCAGGCCUUUUUUCCAGUUUCACCGAAAGGUGCCGCAACUGAUGCGCAUAUAGCGGAAUUGGGCGUAGUUAAGUAACGAAGAGAAGAGUCCCAGGAAGCAGUCUUGAAGAAGAAGAAGAAACACGAUCGUCGAAACUGGCCCCCAGUCUAUAAAAAAGUGCAAUGAUCUUCCCAUUCAAUACACCGUGCUGAGACUUCGUCUAGGCGGAUUAAUUGGCCACGCUGGGAGCGCACAGGUGAACACUCUUCCCAACACCCGGGUCAGCGCUUCAGAUGGCCGAGCAAUCAUCACACCAACAUCCAACGCACGUGAUGAAAUUGCAGCAAUUAACGACGCGAAUGUCGGCCAUCAUGCCCCGUGCAACGAUCCCUGAUGAAGGGGGGGGGGGGAGCCGUGAAUAUUCAUAGGUAUGCGGUAGCAUGGCUACUGUAUCCUAUAAAUACUGCAGCCCCUUAUGCAUGUACCACCCGUAGCUGCUUUUGUCUCUGAUGACGGAUUCGUACAGGAAUCCGAAACGUCAGGAUAAUAGAGCUCUUGUUUCGACGAUCGUAUCUUCUUCUUCAAGUAGUUAAGUAACUCCAGUAAGCAACUGGGCACACCCUACAGUCAGUGACCGGUCUCAUAAAAUGCUAACCGAAAUCCCGAAAUUCAUUUUCAAGUAGGAAAAUAUGUUUGAAUUUAUGAGGACAUUGAAACGAUAUGGGAAAAUUUAUCCUACUUUGGAAUGCAGGCGGUUUAUAAGAAGCUCGCCCAAAAGCCGACAUCCUGACGUGACUGACGCAUUUAUGGAUUAUGCCACACGGCAACUGACAUGGCAAUUCUUUUUAUGUAAUCUCUAAUUGAAGGCGCGUUUCAGAAUCUCGGUUCAAAUUUAGUAGUAACUGAACAUUCGCCCCAACCGAAACGGGUCCACUUUGUAGACCGUACAAAUGACAGGUGUGGCCCAAAUGCUUGAUUUCGGGGGCGGACCCUUAGACAAGAACCGUCGCCGAUGCCAUUCCUAUUUACAUCAUAAUCAUUCCUGAGGUGGGCAGAUGGACCUUCUAUAGUAACUCUGUCUUGCAUUUUCACUUAUCCUUCAUUUGUGCAUUUCUGCCUUGCUUUCUUUCUUCUCUAAGGGUAUGGUCGAUGCUGGCGAAGAAGUUACCUCCACUUUGAAACGAGAAUUUUCCGAAGAAGCCCUCAACUCCACUGUAGCCGACCCUCUCAAGAAGAAGGCGAUCCUUGAAAAAGUGGAACAGUCCUUUCGAGGCGGCGUUAGGGUAGGCUCUUUUCAAAUACUUGACCACAUAAAUGGCUGUGAUACACCGGGCCACAUACCUCUUCUUUCGCGUUAGCCUCAAUAGUUGAAAGAUCUAUCCAGAUCGAGUCAGCGCUAUACACCUUAAAGAUCCAUCCAUCGCGGAGUCCUACGCACGCUUGCGCCAUGUAGGUGUCUCACGAGUAAUGGUAGGAGGCGCUCACCGAUUGUUCUUACGGAACUCGCUCCUUCCGUUGUGCUUUAUGGGCUCUCUCUCUCGGGCCCAACCAGCAGCCUCACAACGGCCAGAAAUAGCCAACGGGCAGAAAGGGCAACGGGCUCGUGGCCCAGCGGUUAGAGGCGUGGACCUCUAACAAACAGAUCGCGAGUUCGAGCCUCGGGUGUUCCACACUUCGAGGUUACGUAUGAUUGGCUGACGACGGCUAAUAAGCCAGAAAUGGCCAUUCCAGUCUUCGUUGUCUUUGUCGGUAAUAACAUACUGCCUCACGAGUAGUCACUCAGUUGAAGCUCCACUGUCAGGUCCCCAGGACUGCAGUGAUUCAGGGACGACGAUGUUUACUUGUUUACCCUGGGGAUAAUGAAGCGGAUUUCAUUGAGGAAUAGUUAUUAAAAGAACAGCUUUUCGUAGGACACGCGGUGGAACGACCUUCGCAUGUGUCUGAACCUCGGCAUAGCAUAUUCUCAACCUACGAAAAGAUCCCGAGUAAUAGCGGUAUUAAGAAGUUGCGAAUGCUGUCCCCCAUCUGACAAAACUUCACUCACCAUUUAGCACUAUCCCGGAACUUUAGGGAUACCUCUCCCUCAGAAAACAGUGGUUGGACUGUCGAUCAAAUGUUGUACAGGGUAAACCAGGCAGAGGCUGUUAAGGUACAUUUGAUCGACAGUCUAACCACUGUUUUUUGAAAGAGAGGCAUCGUAGUCGCCAGAUCAGGACCUGCGAUCAGGGGAGACUCGCUCUGUGUAGUGCACCAUAUUUGUACUGGUCGUUUUGAAUGUCAACUGCACGAAGCUUUUCACUUCCUCGAGCACAGUAUUGCCAGAAAAGACGUAUUCAGAGUGAUCUUUUGCCUGGAUUUCAGACACGGGCUUUCCUGGAAUCACAAUUCCUGAACAAAUGACUAAAAUCUGCAUAAAGAUAGAUCCUAGUCAGAAGUAGCGUUUAUUGAUUUAUCCUGACCUAGUAGCCCUGGAGCUCCAGUCUUGAACUUGUUUAGGCGGUUGCAUAUGCCUGGCAUAUUGUGACAAACAAGCCGGAAAUGGCCAUUUACGUUCCGACUUUUAAGGCAUCACUUUUCGAUCACUAGUGCCGCUCUUAUUUCUAUUUCCGUUUGAGCUCAACGCCCGUGGAUGACUGAAAAGUCCCUGAUACCAAAUUGACCUGACUUUGUGUUUAGAUGCAUACCGGCAUGUCGGGGUUUUCGGCUUACCGAGCUCCGGUCCACGUAGGCUUCCUUUUAUUUGCCUUGUCGUAACGGGUAUAGUGCUACUCACUACCUAUCAGCGUCCUAAUGUUGCGCGAUAACUGCCAGCAGCCGAAGUCUGCCUCUGCAGCAGUCUUCGCCUCCAUUAGUGGUCCUAUUUUUAAGCGGAUGGUUUAGCUAGAUCAUGUGUGCGCGGAACUAUUACCGUGACGAAUGCCUGCCAUAACCCUACUGGCGUAUUGAAUUAUCAUCUGCUAUGCCACGAUUCAGCAAACCGUGGCUCUCGCAGCCUGAUGUGCGCUGGCAUUUCUCUGACACCUGAUUUCCUGCCGGUGGAUACUCUUGCGCUCCCGUUGGGUGUACAGGUCGCGUGCAUGGUUGCCCAGUCAUCCUCCUCUUUCUGACCCGUUGCUUGUUGUUUCUGAUUAAAAUCCCAGUAUAGUGUUUGUUUGGUGCGAACCAGGGGCUGUGGUAAUACACCUAGGGGGGUGCGCGUCCGGUCGUUCCAGCCACCUGCGCCCUCUCCCACCUUUAGUCUUAUUAAGCAUUUUUUGACGCCGGGCCUAAGUGGGGGGAAGAGAGUUCGGUAGAUUAUACACAAGUCUACUCGCUAUCUCUGUAAACUAAUUCACGCGCAAGUCGUGCCUGCUUGACCUUUCAUUGGAGCACACGGCGGACAUCGUCGGACACGAUGGACGAACUGUCGUGUACGAGACGAAAUAAAACUUAGGCUUCUCGAUCACUGUUUCUUGAAAACGAAUCUCAGAUGAGAGCAUUCAAUAUCCAGUGGGACUGUCCGCACUCCGUCUGGUAAAACCAUCCAAGAAAUAACUGUCACGGGCAUAUAGCUCGUCGCCCGCCUCAUGAACACAACGUUUGGACCCUUAGUCCAACAAGCGAUGAAGAGACUCGCAACCAGACCCGGAACGAACGUCGUUGGGGUUCUUCGUCGCACGGUGUCCGGUCUUCGCUUCUCGAGCAGGUAGUUCGCGGGUUCACCUACGCUUAAUACAGUUUCGUGUACCUAGAGGUAGGAGCUGAGCGUCAUAUGAAAGCAAAGUGGAAUCAUCCGAUCGUGCAGCUAAGAAAGUGCUAUAACCGCCAAUCCUCUUAAAUGGUUAUCGUUCCCUGCACACCUCAUAUACUCCUCUAUGCUAAAUGUGUCUUCCUUUUACCGUUUAAAUUACCCAUCCAACUAGACUAUGCGGGACUGAUCCUUGCUCUAUGACAAGUUCUCAUCUGACGUCGAAAAAGGUGGUACCUAGGAUAGGGCGAACAUUAAGUUUGGUUUUAGCUGGAUAUCCUAGAGUCAUCUUUCCAAAAACCAGGCACUGGCCUUGCAAAAGGUACGUCUAACGUGUUCCGUAAUUUUAAUUUAAAUAUUUUUGCAUUGUAUGUUAUAUUUUCUCUCAUCUCCUUUGCUCAGUGGCCUUUUCUCGUCAUGUAUUCGCCAGAUAUAUGCAGGUUAUGUGGAUGAUCCUCGGAACACCGACAAUGCAUGGAUGGAAACUGUCGCUGUUAACUUUCACGACGAGACGGGGACCGGACUGGCCCUCUUCCCUCUCGAGGCCGGUGAGUUCGUGACCAGUUUAUAAAUUGAUUUUACAACUACUUUUUAAUCGUCAGUAGAAAUGCUUUGUUUGGUAAAACAAUAUAAUAUACAGACAAUGAAGACUCAAAUAUUGACAAAGACGAUGAAAGAUACGGUGACCACUUUUGACUUAUUAACCGCCGUCGGUCAAUCCCAUUCUGACUUAUAUUGGAUUUUAAGGCAUAACCGGAGGAGCACUUUCCGUGGUUUGACCAAAUAAGUGAACUAGCCACCCACGACUGUUCAGCAUAUUUGUGGUUAAUAGCCAAUGCCUUUGACAACCCCAUGUAUUUACUGUCAACACAAAUUAUCUUUACUUCGUAAGUCGCGAAAAUAACAAAAGAUAGUGUUUGGUUGCUGUAUUUCCACCUUUAACCACUCCUUUCGGCUAUAUUUUUACCGAUCACGCAAAUGAGACUCACAAAUGUUAGAUGGUACAUACUUUGGUGCCAUCAAUGGCAUGUAGAAUGAGCCGGUACAACGUAGUCUUUCGGGCCCGGCCUCACAAGAAAGAUUUAGGGUUUUUGCCUCUUUGAAAGUAUAAACUUUGGCGGACCAGCCGCUGUUGUUUAUUGAGUCAUGGUUUUUUGAGGCAUCGGAAUGCCUGCCUCUAGUAACAUUACUGCCAGAACUUCAAGACCUAUCCAAGUGAAUGUCUUGCAGUGUUGAGGAGGACUUUCACGACAUAAAUCGCCGGAGGGGUUUUUCUCACUGAAUGCAAUGACUUAAGAACCAAUGAUUUCAUAAAUAUAUUGUACACUCGCCUGGUUAUCUAAACGACGUUUCUCCUCAAGACCGUCAUGACGAAAUCCUGAUGCAAUGAUCAGUUGAAGCUCGACGAAUAUUGCGUUUCUGAUGCCACUUGACACCCUUUUUGCCGCACAGCCUGACCUGGUCUGCUCGCUUUCAUCUUACACAGAAUGUUUAUUCAGAUAGGUUGCUGCCGGACAGCUUGGCAUCCUUGCCUAACACGUUCUGUCCCACGCACAUUGAACAUGUUCCACGUUCGAGUCCCUCGUACCAUUUGAGAGCUUUCUUUCAAAAUGUGAUUAAACGUAAGGCGGUGGGCAGUUGUAGCUCAGGUGGUUAGGACGUUGGCUGUGCUGAGGCCUUUCUCUUGCUCUCGUGGGUUCGAAUCCCACUGACGUCGCCGAAUUCUUCACAGUUGGGUCAAAAUGAAUUUUCUUUGCGUUAGUUGAACUCGACUGUCAGUCUUUCAUGCUUUCUAUGCAUAUCUAGGGCUCCUAACCUGAUCCGCACCGUUUCAUCAGAAGUUGGGUGGGACCAAACACUGUUGAUGGAAAGGCAUCCCAGGGAUUUGGUCAAUUUAAUUUGAGGGAUUGGGCAGAAAAUGGCCUCUUGCGCACCACUCACCCUUGACUUGUCCACCCGGAGCGCGCGGAGUGUAGUCCUACGACUGCCAAGAAAACCGAUUAGGUCAUGGCAUGUCGGACAGCGGUUUCGGGGGGACGGUUUUCAGGACCUGCUGUUUCCUGUGGUUUAUUGCUCCGAAGAUGAACGCUCCUUGCCACCCCCCCCCCUCGGCAUGCCAUUUUACCGUUCCAGGAUCGUGCCUGAGGUCGGGUGAAACCAUGUUUACUUCUGGACAACAUUCGUAAUUUGAGAAUACCUCUGUGGCCUGUGAUUUCUUUGAAGGUAAGCGAUUUAUCAGACUGAUGACCACCCAAACGUUACAGCGCACGUGACUACUUCCUCGUUAGACUCGAGACGCUGUUUAUUUUGCUGGCUGCCCUUCGUUCCACCAGCUAGCAACUGUAAACGUGCAGGGUCGUCAGCAGCUAAGCUAGUAGAUUGGUCCCUUUGGUCCCGAAAUUGGGAGAUAAGUGCUUGUGGCACGUGGGAGGGUGGGGAGGGGAAUUUCCUGGUCAACCACUGCGCCUGGCCUCAUCAGAAGGCGGUUUCGCGAAACUUUGCCUUUGACACACGAAAUGAGCGGAGACCGACGCUGCGUGAUCUCUCCUCACUCCAGUAAUUCCCCUCUGCUUUCCGUCUUUGGGGGCGAUCUAAAAGUCCUGGCUUAUGAAUUUAACGGCCGAUGGGUUAACUCGAUGGUCAGGAUUGCUCCUGUGAAGUCUCCUAAUUAAAAGUGGGGGGAGGGGUUUGACUCGCGUCUGGUUCGGCGCCAGCACAUGUCGUACAUGAGAGACGGCUGAAGCGCUGGGUCCAAGCCAAGCUCCGGUCGCCUUGAUUUGGUUUUGAUAUCGGAGGAAUUUAGUGCGUCGAAAGCCGGUCGAUGUGCGGUUGUCAACAACUAUAAGGUACUCAAAUCUGAAGGCAGGAAGGACGAGAGAUCGUACAGGCAGCUCAGUGAGCAAUUGCAGCGAGCGUUAUUCGCAGGUAAGUGUACAGUGGGUGGGCUAACUCAUGAAAUGUCAACCGAAAUUCCGAAAUGCGUUCCCGUUUCGAAAAGAUCAAUUAAGUAGGAUUGUUAAACUAGUCGGCCUGCAGCAUCAUUCUAUAAUAUUUCAGUUACCUCAGGAUGCUGGCAUUCAAACAAACUUCUCUUCGGCUGCAUGCAAAAACAACACUUUGCAAAAAUGACUACUUAAGCAGCAUGAAUUUUUCUCAUUGAUUUUCGAUACCUCUAAAUUUUCAUUUAUAUUUCGCGGAAAACAUGCACAAAAAUAUUCAUUCUUUUGCCCAUUCGGUAGACAAUUACGUCUUCUAAUUUUAUACUCGAAGGAGGUACAUAAUUUGGUUUUCAAAAUGGCCGUUCAUAAAUCGUCAUGUCUCUGCAUUUACCAAUGUGACUUGUGUAGUUAACAAUAAAGAUCAAAUCCACUGCUUAAUUUUAUGAAUCCUAUAUGGUCCCCCUCUAGUACCGUAAAGAAAUGUGGGGUUUACCGUACGCGGAAAAUAUACGGCUUGUAGUUUGGAAACCCUGAAUCCAAGUGUAACGGUAGACCGGGUUAAAAAUUAAUCGGGGACUGAAAAUAUUUUUGAAAAUCGAAUUGUACCCUUCAUUGGAGUGUAAAAUUGGAAAAAGACGUCAUUUUCUACCGAAUGAGCGGAAGAAUUAAUAUUUUCAUGCAUGUUUUCCAUGAAAUAUAAUUGGACUUUUAGGGGCAUUGAAAAUUAAUGGGAAAGAUGCAUGCUAGUUAAGUAGUCAUUUUUUGCAGAGUGUAGUUUUUGCGUGCAGCAGGAAGGAAGUUCAUUCGAAAGCCGGCAUCCUGAGGUAAUUGCAAUAUUAUAGAAUUAUGUUGCAGGUUGACUAGUUUUACAAACCUACUUAAUAAAUCUUUUCGAAACGAAACGCAUUUCGGGAAUCUCGGUUGACAUUUCAUGAGUUAGCCCAAUUGGUGUAAACUAGACAGUUUCGUCCACCCCAUGAAUCGAUCCUAUCGUUUAGAGUUCUCGUAUCUUGUAUAUGGUGUCAUCGUUUGACUCGAAGAAAUCCUUCCUUUACUUUUGGAAGUGUGAAAUCCAGAAAACAGGUGCAUAAACAGCCACCUGCUAACCCCAUGAAUUUUUGCUAAAUGAUAAGCUGCCAUAGGGGCGUCGACUGGUUUUGUGAAUGAUCGAUAUCCCUGCGUGUGACAUGCCAGGCAAGUCUACAUCCUAGUCCGGGACUAUGGUGGCAAGCAUCUGAUAGUUAUAUACUUUGCCGGUUUCCGGUGUUCAGCAGUUAACCGCUUGAACCCUUCGAAAUGACGUUCAUCAUCUUCUUUUGGCUCUUGGACAGACCGGUUUCACUUUUUUACCCAACAAAGUUUAUUAUCUUUCCUACCUAUAAUGCCGACGGCAAAUCAGUACCUAACGUUUAAACUGCCGCCACGUCCUAAGUGACAGUACGUAAUCGAAGAUACGCAAGAAUCGCUGGCACAAGGGUUUCAAAGAUAUCCGGGAUCGCAUGCGCAUACAAUAUAAAAAAGAGUUUAGAAGCAGAGACAUGCAUAAGGUAGGUUUUUUCAGUCUGAUGCAAAGUCCCCCUUAAUGGCCCAACAGUUGUAUAAUUCACGGAAUCACAGCUCACCCCAGGAAAAGCCCAUUGGCCGUUUUGUCGAAGAAUGCUCACAAACUGAAGGAUCGGUGGUUGGCACCUUUUGCCUGCCGCAUCUACCUUCCAUCUGGUAGUAAAUAAUGUUCGUAAUGAGAUAAGUGCAAGGGAAAUAAAUAUGCUUAAAUAAAUAUGUAUUCAAAUACCCUAGGUAACGAUAUAGUCGGAUGAGACAUAUUCCUUUUAACAUCGACGAUGUCAUUUUCUUUAUGAGACCUCUACACGUUACUUCAUGAGCGAACACGGAUUAGGAAAUCUGUCAAACAUCCGUUGAAAAAGCACCUAUUAUAGUGAUCUAUAAAUAAAUAUCUAGCCACCAGUAUCACCUAUUUUAUAUCUUAAAAACGUUUUGAUUUGAGGCACCAACAACUCAUAAAAUUAUUAGUAAAGGGUUAUAGGGUCAAAUGGUCGCAUGAAUUUCAUCACAAUUGCGCCUCAAAUUCCAGGUUGUAAUUGACAGCUAGUCCUGUCAUUGUAAUUUUUAAAUAAAAAUCCACCUUUCCAAUUUUCGAGGCGAUCUUAAAGUCCUGGCUUAUGAAUUUAACGGCCGGUGGGUUAACUCGAUCGUGGUGGUGGAUGCGUGGUGGUGCUGACAGGCCUGGACUGCGUAGGAUCAAUCGACAGAAGCUAGGAGAAAUUAAUAUUUGCGAAAACGUGCCUUGGUUGUAAGAUUCUACGAAUGACAGACUUUCCCGUGUCGAGUGCAAAAUCCACGCUGUUAAAAGUGCGCGUAUGUACCGAGUUUGUGCUACACUUCGACUGACGUUGCCCACAUUCAAACUCGGCCAGCGGCCAUGUGAAGAAAAUUACCCAAAUACCUGCGAACUCUGCUUUCUGAAUGGACUGCUACACAAUUUUAUGCCUUGUCGAAGAUGCAAUGGUAGUCGGAAAUAAGUAGAAGUUUGGGUUUAGUGUUUAUAAGUCGUCCGCAACAACUGCCCCUUCAGCUCACUGUCACGGCUUUCAUCCAUAGUCGUUGUUUAUCUAACUAAUUCAGAGACUGGGGUUAUCCUUUGGUUGUCUAGGUAAUCCUGAUGUGCCUGCACUGUUUUGGUGAGACCCGGGAAUUGGAACCUCCUCUCCCUUGCUCUUAUUUCCAGGAGGGAUACCCCUUCCUGUCCCUUGUCUCUUUGGAAGUUAGUUCAAGGCCUCCUGUAUUGCAGAGUUCCUAUUUCCCUGUCUCACGGCUGUUCUGACCUAUGCAUUAAAAAUGGAUAGCAGCCCUUUCAGACGGACCAAGAGCCCCAACUGCUUCGGUGUCGUCAUUCCUCGCCGAUCCAUGCAACUUGGGUGUCCUUCAACGAGAGGAGUGGCCGAUCUCAUUAAAUGUUGGCAAAAAUUCUGAAAUGCGUUUUCGAUUAUGAAGGAUUACUUAGGUGGGGCUGUAGUACGGAUGAGCUUGCGGCAUAAUCCUAUAGUAUUUCAGACUGGGUAGGAUGUCAGUUGUUGAAUGCAUUUCUUUUCACUCUCCUGUAGAAACCGUACUCGGUAAAAAAUUACUACUUAAUUAACAUGCACUUUUCACGCUGGCUUUUGACGGCCUUAUAUAGCCAGAAGUAUUUUUAUAGAAAAUGUGGACAAAGAUAUGCUUUCGUCCACUAUUUUGAUGGAGAAUCGCAUCAACUUCAUAUUUUAUACUCGAAGAAAUAGUACACUUAGGUUUUGUUCACAUUUUUAUAAAAUAUUUUUGAAUUUAUAAGACCGUCGAAAAUCAGUAUGAAAAAUGCCUGCUACUUAAGUAGUCGUUUUUACUCAGGUAACUAUUUGCCUUUCUUUUGACCAUAUUGGCACGCUGGCCUCGGGGACGCUGAAGGACAAACUGAUAAGCCACCCUGUCAACUGCACGAGUUCAUCGAGACACGCUGUUCUGGGCUUUUAGCUAGUACCUGUGCUGUCCGUAUCGUAAACAAGCCAGAAUUUAUGUAAUUCUGUGAAUAUUUCAUGGAUAUUCCGUGGUAGCCGGUGAAUUCCAGCUCAAACAUCCAUAUCGAUUUUCUGAGCAAGCUCAAAAAGCUUUUUUGCAAAGUAUUUACAUCUAGUUCGCCCUCCCCCGUCCCCCAGAAGUAAGUGAAGGCGUACAUGCACAGUAGAGAAUUUUGAAAGGACAGCCCAUCCAUACCUUCAAGCUGAAGACGCUGCAUGCUUGAGGAAAUUGGUCUUACCUUGGUGGUUAGGGUACAUGCGCGCAGUACCGGAGCUUCAUCGACGUUGUAGAAGUUCGCUGGCCGAGUCCCCGUCUUUUACGCCGUUGGCACGCACGCUUCGACUUAUCACGGGAUAAACUUAUCGGGAAAAAUAUUUUCUUGGAGUGUUUCACAUAGAAGCCAUUUCCUUCUCCGGCGUAUCCGGCGUGUAUAUUCCCCUGGCUCAGUUUGUUAGACAGCGGACUAAGUUUCGCUUCUGACUUAGAGGGAAAAAACUGUAGAAGUUUGUGUAUUGCCGCUUCCAUGUUUUCUUGCGACAUACACCUCUACGAAAUGUCCCAUCAGACGUUCUACUAAGCUUUAAAUUAGCUUAAAUUACUGUACAGGUCUGAGGAUGAAUAGUGGAAAGCGUACGUUUACCGAACUUGACUUCUAGAAUGUUUAAGUGGGUAUUAUCGUAGAACACCCAGUACUUGUAUACUACUGACGGCCUGUUAGCAGCUUGUGAAUAUUGCACGGUUAUUCCGCAAUAGCUGGUGAAUUUCAACCUAACUACCCACGUCAACUUUCGGGCCAAGCCUAAAAAUUAUAAUCUUCCUCUCCCCUGGGCGGUGGCUCCGAAAUGCCCCACAAGUGACGCUCAUUUUCUAGCCAUCGAGUCAUCUGUGGCUAAUGAGACAACACAUUCAGUUCAGCUGCCGUUUUAUCACUGUUGUCUGGGUUCCAUGUCCUGCCGUUGCGCAAGCUCUGGUCGGGAAUCUUGUCUUUUAGCGUUCCAUACAGUAUUUUUCCUUCAUUUUGACUUACGAGUCUUCCCUUUUUUAAAAUUUCCGAUAAUGCAUACAAAACGCGCGCUUACCUGCCCGCUAACUUCACUGUUUCUUCAGAAAGGGAGUUGCUGGUGAAGAAUAUUGGACCAAAGGAGAUUGGAAUAGUCAUUUCCAUCAUCGACCAAUUAUAUUCUGGGGCGGGAAUACUUAACCUCUGCUCAUAAAGGUCAUCGUCGUGUACUGAUCAUAGCCCAACUGCUGAUGACUCUUACCAUGGAUGAAUGAACAGUAGGAGGUCGCCCCACCAUGGGGACUAAGCUCUCAGCCAGACGCUGGGCAGUAAUGACCCAGCGUGCGCUUGCUAACACGAGUCUUCAUUGCCCUCGACGAUCGCGUGUUGCUAGUUCACCCAUGUGACUCGGCCUGCGAAAAACGGCGGUCAGGUCUAACCCAAAAUGCAUUCACUCUGUCUCAAGGCCUGGCCUCCGUCUGCAGAACAGCCCUGAUAUUGCAUUCGUGUUAGUAAUUCUGUGCCAUGCGCGCUGCGUGGUGGCACCGUGGAGUUUUUUAGGAACUUCGGAUGUCCACUGCCUCUGCAAAUCCAAGCACUCAAACAAAGGAACAACCCAGUGCUCGCAAACGGCUCCAACCAAUCAGCACCCGUCCUGAGAGAGCUUGGUUGGUGGGAUACCCCUCAUUCUCUUUAUGCUCAGCCCUUCUCGUAUCCUAAUAUGAGCCGUCGUUCGAAUCAUAUCACCUGACAGCCAAGGUCAAUAUCCCUACCGGGUCUUCCAAGCGGCUCCACUCGUCCUAAUGACGUUGGACGUUAUUUUACUUCUACUUUCAUAUUUACUACGUUUUUGGUAUGAGAAUACAUUCUAUACAUCUAAACACAAAUUUUAUUAAUUAAGAGCCAUCUCUGACGUUUUCGGGAUAUUGCGUUUUUCAAAAUAAAUCGGCAUUUCUAGAUGACCUAACACUGCCUUUAAUGUAUCUUUUUUGUUUUUAAUUCUUCUAAACUUUUACUGAAUUAACAUAUACAUUGGACUCAUGGAAGUGUCAGUUUGUGAUUGGCAAUAAUCCGUAAAUUCCGACACAUUUCACGAGUCAGGUCACUAACUGUACCUCGGGCGGGCCAUCCCGAUUUGCCACUCAACAGGAUAGGCGUCAUCCUGUGUUCAAAAGUAGUGUUAGACGAAAUCGACCACUCAUUGUGGGGGGUGAAACCCCGACUCCCCGAUUCUGACCAUUGAAUCUUCUGAGACCUUACUUCGGUGGGAAUACUCAAGGUUCUGGUAGACCACACCAAGCAGCUCGGCGGUAACUUCUGUUCAGUGUCAGACUUGUUUACGCCUGGGCGGUAACCCAUCUCACCGUCGAUGAUUUUCUCAUGAGUGCUCCCGAUGUAACGCUCUGCGAGGGUCUUUAAGUCAGGCGGAUGUGACCAAAAAAGCCAUCUUUCCUUCUUUUCUCUCCACUUUUCCUAUGCUCAACACAGUCCCGUCCUUCACAGCACGAAUGCUGGACACUUGCGGCGCACUAUUUUCUAUUCGCAAUAACCCAAUUAUCUUAAUGACCACCACAGGCGACGACGCGAGUGCUGUCAGAUGGACGGACGCCAGCUCUGAGCUGGAACUCUAUGCCAAUCAUCGAGACCUACUUCGACUCACAGUCCAACUACAUGGAGCACACUGGUAA